AUGCGGAGAGCCGCCGGGAUGGAGGACUACUCCGCAGAGGAGGAGGAGUCCUGGUACGACCAUCAGGACCUGGAGCAGGACCUGCACCUGGCCGCUGAGCUCGGGAAGACCCUGCUGGAGAGGAACAAGGAGCUGGAGGAGUCCCUGCAGCAGAUGUACUCCACCAAUGAGGAGCAGGUGCAGGAGAUUGAGUACUUGACCAAGCAGCUGGACACACUGCGUCUCGUGAAUGAGCAGCAUGCCAAAGUGUACGAGCAGCUGGACCUGACGGCCAGAGACCUGGAGCUGACCAACCAAAGGCUGGUGUUGGAGAGUAAGGCUGCCCAGCAGAAGAUCCACGGGCUGACAGAGACCAUUGAGCGUCUCCAGUCCCAGGUUGAGGAGCUGCAGGCCCAAGUAGAGCAGCUGCGAGGCCUGGAACAGCUUCGGGCUCGCCGGGAAAAGCGGGAGCGCAGGAGGACCAUCCACACCUUCCCCUGCCUGAAGGAGCUGUGCACAAGUCCUCGCAGGUGUGAGGAUGCCUUCCGCCUACACAGUUCCUCGAUGGAGCUGGGCCCUCGGCCCCUGGAGCAGGAAAACGAACGACUUCAGACCUUGGUGGGGGUGCUACGGUCCCAGGUGAGCCAGGAGCGACAGCGCAAGGAGCGGGCAGAGCGCGAGUACACAGUGGUGCUCCAGGAGUACACGGAGCUGGAGCGACAGCUGUGUGAGAUGGAGGGCUGCCGCCUGCGUGUGCAGGAGCUGGAGGCGGAGCUGCUGGAGCUGCAGCAAAUGAAGCAGGCCAAGACCUACCUGCUGGCCCGGGAGGAGCACCUGGCCGAGGCGUUGCUGGCGCCCCUCACUCAGGCUCCUGAGGCUGAUGACCCCCAGCCGGGCAGUGGAGAUGACAGCAAUGCCCAGGAUGGUGUCUCCUCACCUGCAGCCUCCCCCAGCCACGCAGUGCGCAAGAGCUGCAGUGACACAGCACUCAAUGCCAUAGUGGCCAAAGACCCAGCCAGCCGUCAUGCUGGCAACCUCACGUUGCAUGCCAACAGUGUGCGCAGGCGCGGUAUGUCUAUCCUGAGGGAGGUGGAUGAGCAGUACCACGCGCUGCUGGAGAAAUAUGAGGAGCUGCUGAGCAAGUGCCGGCAGCAUGGUGCUGGGGUGCGGCACGCGGGCGUGCAGACCUCGCGGCCCAUCUCUCGGGACAGCUCAUGGAGGGACCUACUAGGGGGUGAGGAGGGCCAGGGAGAGGGCAAGGCGGGUGAGAAGAGCCUAAGCCAGCACGUGGAGGCUGUGGAUAAGCGGCUAGAGCAGAGCCAGCCCGAGUACAAGGCGCUCUUCAAAGAGAUCUUCGCCAGGAUCCAGAAGACCAAGGCCGACAUCAAUGCCACCAAAGUCAAGACGCACAGCAGCAAGUGACCCCACUGUAGGUCUGCAGCCUCCCUCUGCCUCCUCGCCGGAGGGAGGGCUCCCUCAUGCCUGGAUUCCCUCUGCCUCCUCGCCGGAGGGCUCCCUCAUGCCUGGAUGGCAGCCUCUUGGCAAGUGAGAGGGCCCCUUACUCAGCAAUAUAUCACAGCAGGUGGCUGGAGCGGAAGAAGGGGCCCUCUCUGAUUUGGGGACACAGCCUGUUUCCUGCUGGUGGCUCUGCUCACCUGUCCUGCCUCUCUUGGCCACUUUGCUUCAGCUUGAAGGCACAGCUUAGUUUAAAAGCCAAACACUCCACCCCACCUGGCCACUGUCCCUGAGGGCUUUUCAGCUUCCUCAACCCUCUGUUUCUGAACCCCAAGCCUCACUCUCAGAUUGUCCCCAGUCUUCUGCAAGCCUUUUUGGCUUAACUGAUUUCUUUUUUUUUACCCUUCCAAAGUUGCUUUUCUGAGAGAUUUGCAAUGCAAGGUCUCCUUAAGCCUUGCCACAACUGGAAACACUUGAAAGGGAAUCUCAGAGCCAGCCAUUGCUGGUGUCUGGGGUCUCCUAGACCAUCCACUGCUUCUUGCCAGCCACAACUGUCAUUCCCUUAGCACCAGCUGUACCUCUCCCAGAGUUCUGAGCAGGGCGCAGAUGGCUCCCACCUUGCUGAGCAGAAAGUUUUAGCUAGGCCCGAGUGUACCCACUCCGGCCCUGGCAAAGACCCUCAGCUCACCACACAUCUGUAGCCAGUCUGAACAGCGGAAGAGGGAGCCCUCAACAGCCAUACAUGGGUAGUGUCCCUUCCUCUCAGAGCCAACCUCCUCAAGUUCCAUUCCUGGAAAUACUAUGGGCAUGAAGCUUUCCAGGGGCUCGGAGGGUAGGAAGUGCCCCAAGCCUGCACACCACCUCUGCUUUCCUUCCUUUCCCUGCGCCUGCCCCAUCUCAGGGACCAUGAUGUCUCAUCCACUCCUCACUUCCUCAGGCCAGCCCUGGUACAGUUCACAUCUGCAGCCUUCUGAAUGUCCUGUGCAAGUGUCACCAACCCAGGUCCUAGUGUCCAACUCUAUCCUUCACCAGGGACUGUAGGAUCCUUAUUCCAUGUUGAGUUUUUUGUUUUCUUUUUGUUUGGUUAGUUGAGUUAUUUUGUUUUGUUUUUUUAGUUUAGUUUAGUUUUGUUUUGUUUUGUUUUGUUUCGAGACAGGGUUUCUCUGUAGCCUUGGCUGUCCGGGAACUCACUCUAGACCAGGCUGGCCUUGAACUCAGAGAUCUGCCUGCCUCUGCCUUUCAAGUACUGGGAUCAAAGGUGUGCAAUGCCACCACUGCCCAUCCCUUACAUUGAGUAUUCUUUUCUUUUUGGUUUUUCGAGAUGGGGUUUCUCUGUGAAGCCCUGGCUGUCCUGGACUGGCUUUGUAGACCAGGCUAGCCUCUGAGAUCUGCCUGCCUCUGCCACCCCGAGUGCUGGGACUACAAGCAUCUGCCACUGUGCCCAGCUAUCUUGAUUAUUCUUAAGUUGAAGAAGUUUCUUCUUUCCCACCUUCCUACAGAAUGCCUGCUCUCUACCUCCCGCCUUUAUGGGAGUGGUUUUUGAGGUCUCACCUGGGUCAAGGGUUCAGUAUUUUAGUCUAGGACUUCAGAAAGUCAGGGUCCAUCUAAGAGAUGCCUAGGUCCCCAGCCUGCCCUCUGGUUCCUUCUGCCACCCUUCCCAAGACCCUGUAAAUCAAAGGAGCCAUACAAUCCAGUGGGAGGCAUUGACUUUGGCCUCGGCGCUGGGAGCCCAGUGGGAACCGUCACGCCUUACCUUUUUCUAAUGGGUAAAGGGGCUUUCUUAUCAAGCAUGUCUGACAUCCCCGGAGAGGCUACAUCGCUCCAGGUGGCACUGUGAUGCCAGCUGGCAGCUGGAUCCUUCUGUUCAUGUAACUUGGAACCGUUUGUCCUUUGGGGCUGGGCACCCCCAAGCCCUCUAUAUGUCUCUGUCAUCUGGGGAUAGAGGAGGAACUCAGGCCCACUCACUUCCCCGGUUCUGUAGCCGCUGACCAGUGUCACCUUCGAAGUAUACAUGAGAGAAAUAUAUUUACAAAUGCUUUAUUCUCUUCUUUAAUAAAAAGAAAAAAUGCACCAGUAUUCUAAAGGCAGGGGUGACCCUGGGGCCAUCGUCUCGUCUCUGCGCCUCACAGGCUUGCCUCCUGUCAUUCACCACUGCAGGUGAGGGUGUAUCUGAGCUCUGCACCCCUGAGCUCCGCGUUUCUUUGAGGUCACUGUGGCCCCUGAACUCUCAGCUUUUUCUUGAUUGCUUGUCCAUCAUUAGACAGCUCUUGGAGAGGUCUGUGCGUGUCUGUGCAGAACCAGCUUUGCCAAGCACGCUGAUGAACAAAACACAAAGGGUCUGUGUUGCCCUGGAGUGUACAUUCUGGCUUGGGGAGAUUCCCCCAA
This is a messenger RNA of Psammomys obesus (fat sand rat), 3819 nucleotides long. RefSeq names its product cerebellar degeneration related protein 2 like (gene Cdr2l). Lineage: Eukaryota; Metazoa; Chordata; Mammalia; Rodentia; Muridae. The transcript is spliced from 5 exons. The coding region runs from base 1 to 1401 and encodes 466 amino acids. The record is from RefSeq and is a predicted model, not a curated record.